This is a messenger RNA of Nicotiana tabacum (common tobacco), 2320 nucleotides long. The record is from RefSeq and is a predicted model, not a curated record. Lineage: Eukaryota; Viridiplantae; Streptophyta; Magnoliopsida; Solanales; Solanaceae.
UGUUUACUAUCUAUCUUGUUUAUUCACUGCAGCACCAUAUGUAAUGCGAAUAAGCGGUGGAGCUCGAAAUGAUGUUCGUACUGCCCCUACAAGUACCCUUUGGCAUAAGGAUUUCGGAUAUACAGGCGGCAUAGCUAAGAAUGCAACCCGCCCAAGUUUCAUCACGCCUCCACUCGAUACCUUACGGUAUUUCCCUCUAUCAGAGGGUCCUGAAAAUUGUUACAAUAUCAAUAACGUGCCCUACGGCCGCUAUUCAGUUAGGAUCUACUUUGGAUUGGUUGCAGAACCAAGUUUCGAUAACGAACCUCUAUUUGAUGUUUCUGUUGAAGGGACCUUGGUUUAUUCUUUGCCGUCUGGUUGGAGUAAUCACGACGACGAACGAGCAUUUGUUGAAACUCUUGUAUUUCUUGAGAAUGGUACUGCAUCAUUUUGCUUCCACAGCACGGGUCACGGAGAUCCUGCUAUACUUGCGAUUGAGAUUCUCCAAGUCGAUGACAAAGCAUACUAUUCCGGUCCUGGAUUUGGUCGAGGGAAAAUCUUCAGAACUAACGAAAGACUGAGCUGUGGAGAUCAUAAUUCAAAAUUUGACAUUGACUACAAUGGGGAUCGUUGGGGUGGUGAUCGGUUCUGGAGUACAAUCAUGACCUUUGGUCAGAAUUCUGAUAAGCCCAUAUCUACUAAAAGCAUCAUAAAAUCAGCUUCCGUAGCGCCAAACUUCUAUCCACAAGCUCUUUACCAAACUGCUCUUGUUAGUACUGACAAUGAGCCAGAUUUAACAUACACGACAGACGUUGACCCCAACAAAAACUACUCCGUCUGGUUACACUUUGCAGAAAUUGAUCCUUCAGUUACAGAUGUGGGACAGAGGGUCGUUGACAUCUCGAUAAAUGGAGACACUGUAUUUCAAGAUGUUGACAUUGUGAGAAUGGCCGGGGGUAUUAACAGCGCUGUCGUACUGAACACAACCGUUCCGGUCAGUGGCAGGACUUUAACUAUCACAUUGCAUCCCACAAAUGGAACUCAUGCCAUCAUUAAUGCCAUUGAGAUUUUUGAGGUUAUAACCGCUGAAUCUAGAACAUCACCAGAGGAAGUGAAGGCUUUGCAGUCACUGAAACUUGCACUUGGACUUCCUCUUCGUUUUGGGUGGAACGGUGAUCCAUGUUUUCCGCAACAACAUCCAUGGAGUGGAGUAGAUUGUCAGUUCGAUAGAACUAGCAAUACAUGGGUCAUCGAUGGGCUUGGCCUGGACGACCAAGGUUUACAUGGUUUCUUACCAGAUGAUGUUUCUCGAUUGCGCCAUCUCCAGAGCAUAAAUCUGAGUGGAAACAGCAUUCAGGGGCCUAUUCCCUCAGCACUUGGAACAAUAACUAGUCUGGAGAAAUUGGAUUUUUCGUACAAUUUCUUCAACGGGUCGAUACCUGAAAGCCUUGGGCAGUUGACCUCAUUACAGACACUGAAUCUCAAUGGCAACUUGCUCUCUGGAAAAAUUCCUACAGCAUUAGGUGGAAGGCUCUUGCACAGAGCUACCUUCAAUUUUACUGAUAAUGCAGGCCUUUGUGGUAUUCCUGGACUACCGACAUGUGGACCGCAUCUUACUCUAGGUGCCAAAAUUGGCAUUGGCUUAGGGGCAUGCGCGGCUGUUAUAGUUAUCGCCAUCUGCAUGAUAUGUUGGUGGAAAAGGCGACAGAAUAUCCUCCGCGCUCAAAGAAUUGCUGCGAGAGAUGCUCCAUAUGCAAAGAAAAGAACACAUUUUAAUCAUAUUCAAAUGACAAGACACCAUGGUCAUCAUGAAACAAGACACCAUGGUCAUCCUGAACAUACUCGGACAGCUGCUGAGAAUGGACCGCCUUUGCUUACCUGAGUUCGAAUCUGCUACCUAACACAAUUUUUGAGCCACCUUUGCCGCUACACUAAAAAUUUCCCUUGUGUCAAGGGAAUUCAACAAUCUAUACACACAUCAAAAAGAAUUAUUUACAACCUAUUUGUGCAGUAUAAUUUUUCGAUGAAUGGAGUUCAAUUGAACCCCCUCCCGGCCAUGUAACUCCACCGGUGGUGCUUAGUGACAAUAUUGCCAGAUGCAAUGCUACAAGAAGUCUGUUUUGUGACUAGAAGAUGUGUAUAAUAGUUAUAUAAAGGAAGUAGUUCAAAUGCCAUAGAUGUACUUCAGUGUCAAAUGCUUGCAGAUAACUUGGGAGGAAUAGACAGAAUGAUAUAUAUUACAUGCAUUCUUAAUCAGUUUUGGUUACAUAUUUGUAGCAUACAAACUGUGUAUUACUGAAAUAUAAUUGAAAUGCAAUUUUAUCCUGCUAAUUUUACUUUA